CUGUCGUGAGGAGCGGCCCUGCGGCGGCCGCUGAGACGCAGCAAGGCUGCGACUCGCCCCCGUGGAAGCCAUGACGGAUCUGCGCGAGGUGCCGGAAGCGGACUUACGUCAUCUGACGCGGAGCGUACCAAAUCCCGGCGCAUAAGGGCGACUUGGCUCGCCUACGUCUCAAUGUGGUUCUCGGGAAAUUCUCAGAUUGUGUGACUGUUUCACGUCGAUUGUGAAGGCUUCCCCAGACAACACUCAUUCGUUUCACUUUCCAGCUCUAGGAAGCGUUUUAGUUACCCAGUCUCUAAGAGAUGGGCAACCGGAAACGGAAGUCACUUCCCAGACAUUUCCGGAAGAGGCUGUCAUGGCUGCCCCGGAGGACGUACUAGCUUUGCAGGAUGAAAUUGCCAGGCGUGAGGAAGAGCUAGCUUCGCUGAAGCAGAGGCUGGCCGCAGCUCUAGCAGCCGAGCCGGAGCCCGAGCAUCCGGUCCCGGUAUUGCCGCUGCCGCCCAGGGCCGCACUGUCUCGGGACGAGAUCCUACGCUACAGCCGUCAGUUGCUGUUGCCGGAGCUGGGCGUGCGCGGUCAGUUGCGCCUGGCCGCCGCGUCGGUGCUGGUGGUGGGCUGCGGCGGGCUGGGCUGCCCGCUGGCUCAGUACCUGGCGGCGGCCGGCGUGGGCAGGCUGGGUCUGGUGGACCACGACGUGGUGGAGACGAGCAAUCUAGCCCGCCAGGUGCUGCACGGGGAGGCGCAGGCAGGCCGUGGCAAGGCUGGGUCGGCGGCCGCGGCGCUGCGCCGCCUCAACUCGGCGGUGGAGUAUGUGCCGUACGCGCGCGCGCUCAGCGAGGCUUGGGCGCUCGACCUGGUCCGGGGCUACGACGUGGUGGCCGACUGCUCCGACAACGUGCCCACGCGCUACCUGGUGAACGACGCCUGCGUGCUGGCCGGCCGGCCGCUGGUGUCUGCCAGCGCGCUGCGCUUCGAGGGCCAGAUGACCGUCUACCACUACGACGGCGGGCCCUGCUACCGCUGCGUGUUCCCGCGGCCGCCCCCGGCCGAGACGGUGACCAACUGCGCCGACGGCGGCGUGCUCGGAGUGGUGCCCGGCGUCCUGGGCUGCGUGCAGGCGCUCGAGGUGCUCAAGAUCGCCGCUGGCCUCGGGACCUCCUACAGCGGCAGCUUGCUGCUCUUCGACGGCCUCGGGGGCCACUUCCGCAGGAUCCGACUGCGGCGCCGCCGGCCCGACUGCGUCGUGUGUGGUCAGCAGCCCACCGUGACCCGCCUGCAGAACUACGAGGCCUUCUGCGGCUCCUCGGCCACCGACAAGUGUCGUGCCUUGAAGGUCUUGAGCCCCGAGGAGCGGAUUUCUGUGACCGACUACAAGCGGCUUCUGGAUUCCGGGGCGCCCCACGUAUUGCUGGACGUCCGGCCUCAAGUAGAGGUGGACAUUUGUCGUCUGCAGCACUCUCUCCACAUCCCUUUGAAUCAGUUGGAACGCAGGGAUGCAGACAGCCUGAAACUCUUAGGGGCCGCCCUCCGGGAAGGGAAGCAGGAUUCGAAGGAAGGGGCUGCUCUCUCCGUGUAUGUGAUUUGCAAACUGGGGAACGACUCCCAGAAAGCCGUGAGGGUCCUGCAGUCCUUAACGACAGUGCCAGAGUUAGACUCUUUAACUGUUCAGGAUAUUGUGGGGGGACUCAUGGCCUGGGCUGCCAAAAUUGAUAGGACAUUUCCACAGUACUGAGGGGACAGCAUGUGAUUCCAGUGGAUGACGGUUGUGAUACCUGAAGGAUCUAUUCGAGCCUUUUCAGUAAUGUAGGGAAGAGCCCGGAUUCACAGUCUCUGAAUAAAUAAACUUUUUUUUUU
Molecule: messenger RNA, 1851 nt
Organism: Grammomys surdaster
Lineage: Eukaryota; Metazoa; Chordata; Mammalia; Rodentia; Muridae
Gene: Mocs3
Product: molybdenum cofactor synthesis 3
Exons: 1
Coding region: 353-1729 (458 amino acids)
Biological process (GO): protein urmylation; tRNA wobble position uridine thiolation
Cellular component (GO): cytosol; cytoplasm
Molecular function (GO): adenylyltransferase activity; thiosulfate-cyanide sulfurtransferase activity; URM1 activating enzyme activity
Source: RefSeq, a predicted model, not a curated record